This is a messenger RNA of Neltuma alba, 2011 nucleotides long. Its product is annotated as indole-3-acetaldehyde oxidase-like. The record is from RefSeq and is a predicted model, not a curated record. Gene Ontology annotation, molecular function: oxidoreductase activity; iron ion binding. NCBI's taxonomy places the organism in Eukaryota, Viridiplantae, Streptophyta, Magnoliopsida, Fabales, Fabaceae.
AUCAAAAUUGUGUCACAAUACUUCUUCUAUAUGGAGACAAAGCUGCACUUGCUAUACCAGAUGAAGACAAUAGCUUGACGGUGUACACUUCAAAUCAAGGGCCAGAGAGUGCACAUACCACUAUUGCAAGAUGCUUAAAUAUUCCUGAGAAUAAUGUUCGUGCAAACAGAAGGGCAGGUGGUGGUUUUGGUGGAAAGUUCACAAAAGCUAAUCCUGUUGCUACAUCAUGCGCACUUGCAGCACACAAAUUACGCUGCCCUGUCAGGACAUAUAUGAAUCGUAAGACAGAUAUGAUAACGGCAGGAGGAAGGCAUCCUAUGAAGAUAACCUAUAAUGUGGGAUUUAAGAGUAAUGGGAAGAUUACUGCUUUAGAACUUGAGAUAUUGAUAGAUGCAGGAAUAUAUGAGGAUGUAUCUAUAAUAAUGCAUUAUGUAAUUGGUGCACUUAAGAAAUAUGACUGGGGUGUUCUAUCUUUUGAUGUGAAAUUAUGCAAAACUAAUCUUCCUAGUAGAACUUCAAUGAGAGCCCCUGGGAAUCUUCAGGGAUCAUAUAUUGCUGAAGCUAUAAUAGAACAUGUGGCAUCUACACUUUCAAUAGAUGUAGAUUCUGUGAGAAGCAUUAAUCUCCACACAUACCAAAGUCUCUGCACUUUUUACCCGAGUUCUGCAGGUCAGCCUACUGAGUAUACCUUAGUUUCUAUAUGGGAUAAAUUAGUUAUUUCUGCAAGGUACGACCAGAGGAGAGAAAUGGUGGAAGACUUUAAUAGGAACAACAUCUGGAAAAAAAGAGGUAUAUCUCGUGUGCCUGUUGUGUUUGAAGUAACUAUGAGCCAAUCACCAGCAAGAACAAGUAUUUUAAAGGAUGGGUCCGUUGUUGUUGAAGUUGGAGGGAUUGAAAUAGGUCAAGGUCUGUGGACUAAGGCGAAGCAAAUGGCUGCAUAUGCACUUAGUUUAAUACAAUGUGAUGGAUCUCAAGACCUAUUAGAUAAAGUACGUGUCAUACAAUCUGAUACGUUGAGCAUGAUUCAAGGAGGGGCCACUUUUGGUAGUACUACAUCUGAGUCAAGCUGUGGAGCAGUUAGGCUUAGCUGCAAUGUCUUGGUUGAGAGGCUGAAGGCAUUCAAGGAAAAGUUGCAAAAGGAUAUGGGUUUUGUCGAUUGGAACACACUUAUUUCUCAGGCACACUUACAAAGCGUGAACUUAUCAGCAACUUCAUUUUAUAAUCCUAACAGUGCAACCAGCACGUACCUCAAUUAUGGUGUUGCAGUGGGUGAGGUGGAAGUAGAUCUUCUCACAGGAGAAACCACUAUUAUGCAAACAGAUAUUAUCUAUGAUUGUGGAAAGAGUCUCAACCCUGCUGUAGAUUUGGGACAGAUUGAAGGAGCAUUUGUGCAAGGGUUAGGGUAUUUCAUGUUUGAAGAAUAUGAAAUAAAUCAUGAAGGAUUAGUUUUAGUAGAUGGAACAUGGAAUUACAAAAUCCCCACAUUAGACACCAUAACUAAACAGUUCAAUGUUGAAAUUCUCAACAGUGGACAUCACAAGUAUCGCGUUCUGUCUUCCAAAGCUUCCGGUGAGCCACCACUACUUUUAGCAGCUGGGGUUCAUUGCGCAACAAGAGCAGCAAUCAAAGAAGCCAGAAGACAACUUGCUUCAUGGAGCAACUCAGAUGAACUUGACAAACCAUUCCAAUUGGAUGCGCCAGCAACUAUGCCUGUGGUAAAGGAACUCUGUGGAUUGGACAUUGUGGAAAGAUACUUGAAAUGGAAGAUGGGCAAAAUAUGAAAGGAGUUUAAUAUCUUGGAAAUAAAUUGCUGUGUGUGUUUCAUGUUUGGAUGCUUAAGAAAUAUGUACUAGUUUGUCAAAAUGUUGUGUUUAACAGUUCUAUCUUCUUAUGAACUAUAUUUUCAAGAUGAUUUCAUUUGUAUCUUAGGUCAUAUAGAAGCACUAUGUGAGAUGUAUUUGGAAAACUCUCUUUUUUUCAGCUGUUUCUUGUGUAGUAAAUGAAAUUUGAA